GACCUCGCCAAAAACGCGUCCUAAUUUGUUCAAAGAAUAAACACUUUCAUAUUUUUUUCCAAAGGAAAAUCACCCUGAUGGACAAAGCUACACCUACGGACGAUUUAACCAGGCGUGCAGGUUUGUAGGGUCUAGGCCGCGGCCACCGCAGUCCGUCUCCUUCUCCACGCCCAAUUCGUCACCUAUAAAAAGGGCACCACCUCCCUCCCGUGGCCGCCCUCUUUAUUUCCGCGGAACGGCGGCGUGCGGGACUUCGUUUAUUGCGCCUUUCCUUUCCCCAUGGCGGAGUACGGAGAGGAGGACCUCGCCGUCGCGGCCGCCAAGAUUCUGCUCAGCCUCCGGAGCAGGAAUCUCGUGCGGUGGCCGGAGUGGAUCGCCCGGCCGUCCGACGGUCUCCAGCGGCCAGAGGAGGAGGAGGAGGCCGAGCUGCCGCCGAUCCCGGAGGGAUGGCCGAAGCGGCCGCGGUCGCGGCUGCGUGCGCGGGCGGAAGGAACCGCGUGGCCUCUGUCGCUGAAGAGCCCCUUGGCGCGGCCGGGGCGCCCCGUUCUCGGCGGAUCCGGCGCGUGUUCCGGCGAGGAGGAGGAGAGGGCGUGGUCUGCCCCGAAGGCGAAGCGCGUGUCUUUCACCGCGCGGAGGCCGGAGGUACCGCCGCACUACUUCUCGUGCUCGGCAGCCGGAUCCGGCCCUUCCACCAGCGGCGCCGACCGCGCGCGGUCGCGGCGACGGGCGCGCCUGAGCGAGAAGGCGAGUGCCGCCAGGGCAAAGUCGAGCCCGGAGACGCCCUUCGACUUCGCCAACGCCGCCGGAUCAGGAGCGUCCUCGAGCGGCGACGAAGCGGCGCGGCCGACGGCGGCGCAGGGGCCUGGCGGAGGCGGAGGGCCCUCGAGCGGCAUCGAGGGGCCCGGCUCGCCGGCGAAGCGCUCGCGGACGGACCUCGCCGCCGGCGAAGCUGCGGCGGCCGCGGCUAAAGUGGAGGAGCAGAAGAUCAAGGAGGAUUACCGGGACGAGAAGGGCCACCUGCUGUUCGACCUCAACGAAGCUUGGGGUGGCAACUAAAAGUAGCAGGCGAUCGAGCAGAGGAUUUUGCUAGCUAGCAGUAGUUCCUAUUUCGUCUGCUCUCAUGUGUACAUAUAAUUGGCUUAGACAAAGGGGGAUUAGUGAGUGAGUACACUCGUCAGCACUACUAGAUUUGUCAGGUUAGUUUAAUCAGUCUGCUCUGUUCGCCUCUGCUGUGCUGUGCUAUAUGCACUGGAUAUUGUUUGUCAUUCAGAAAGUCCAUCAAGAAAAAUAUGAUGCACA
Triticum aestivum (bread wheat) is the source of this 1299-nucleotide messenger RNA. RefSeq names its product collagen alpha-1(I) chain. The transcript has 2 exons. The record is from RefSeq and is a predicted model, not a curated record. The coding region runs from base 280 to 1056 and encodes 258 amino acids. Lineage: Eukaryota; Viridiplantae; Streptophyta; Magnoliopsida; Poales; Poaceae.